Messenger RNA from Vicia faba (fava bean), 1311 nucleotides. Lineage: Eukaryota; Viridiplantae; Streptophyta; Magnoliopsida; Fabales; Fabaceae. The record is from the annotation of a GenBank genome assembly.
AUGUUUCUCUUCCUCUUCUUUCUCUUCUCCUCCAUUAUUAACCCCUCUCUUCAAACAAACUCACUCUCACUUUCUUUCCCUCUAACCUCACUCUCUCUCCCCAAAAACACUUCCUCAAAAUUGCUCUACACAUCUCAACUAUUCUCAACUCCAAAACGCAACAUUAACAACAACAACACACAAAUCAAACAGCCUUCUUAUAACUACAAAUUCUCCUUCAAAUACUCCAUGGCUCUCAUCGUUAACCUCCCCAUUGGAACACCACCGCAGGUUCAACCAAUGGUGUUGGACACAGGUAGCCAACUCUCGUGGAUUCAGUGUCACAAAAAACAACCUCCAACGGCUUCGUUUGAUCCUUCUCUCUCCUCCACUUUCUCUAACCUCCCUUGUACUCACCCUCUCUGUAAACCACGAAUUCCCGAUUUUACCCUCCCAACUUCCUGUGACCAGAAUCGCCUCUGCCAUUACUCAUACUUCUACGCCGACGGCACUUACGCGGAGGGUAAUCUCGCCAGAGAAAAAUUCACAUUCUCUCGUUCCGUUUCUACCCCUCCUCUCAUCCUCGGUUGCGCUACAGAAUCUACCGAUCCCAGGGGUAUUUUAGGAAUGAAUCUUGGACGGUUAUCCUUCGCUCAUCAAUCGAGAAUUACGAAAUUCUCAUACUGUGUACCCACUCGUCAAACCCGACCCGGGUUUACCCCAUCCGGAUCUUUCUACAUCGGUAACAACCCGAACUCGAAAUCGUUCAAGUACAUCAAAAUGUCGAUUUUCCCGGAGCGUCAACGCAUGCCGAAUCUCGAUCCAUUAGCCUACACCAUCCCAUUGGUCGGAAUAAGCAUCGGCGGGAAGAAGCUCAGCAUUUCACCGGCGGUUUUCCGUGCGGACGCUGGCGGGUCGGGUCAAACGAUGAUUGACUCCGGAUCCGAGUUCACUUAUUUAGUUGGGGAAGCUUAUGAUAAAAUGCGGGCAGGAGUAGUUAGAGCUGUGGGGUCAAGAAUGAAGAAAGACUACGUGUACGGCGGAGUGGCUGACAUGUGUUUUGAUAGUAAAAAUGCGGUUGAGAUCGGACGGUUGAUAGGUGAGAUGGUGUUUGAAUUUGAAAGAGGUGUGGAGGUUGUGAUUCCGAAGGAGAGAGUACUUGCUGACGUGGGAAGUGGGGUCCACUGUGUUGGGAUUGGAAACUCUGAUAAAUUAGGUGCGGCGAGUAACAUUAUUGGGAAUUUUCAUCAGCAAAAUCUAUGGGUGGAAUUUGAUCUGGUCAAUCGUAGGGUAGGUUUCGGUAGGGCUGAGUGCAGCAGAUUGGCGAAGUAG